Esox lucius (northern pike) is the source of this 1652-nucleotide messenger RNA. It is a transcript of the gene xiap, whose product is annotated as X-linked inhibitor of apoptosis. Lineage: Eukaryota; Metazoa; Chordata; Actinopteri; Esociformes; Esocidae. The record is from RefSeq and is a predicted model, not a curated record. The coding region runs from base 238 to 1629 and encodes 463 amino acids. Gene Ontology annotation, biological process: negative regulation of apoptotic process; regulation of cell cycle; positive regulation of protein ubiquitination. Gene Ontology annotation, molecular function: ubiquitin protein ligase activity; cysteine-type endopeptidase inhibitor activity involved in apoptotic process. Gene Ontology annotation, cellular component: nucleus; cytoplasm. The transcript has 8 exons.
CUGUAUGGUGGUCAGGUGGGUUGCGCCUUACGUGUUGCGCAGGAAAACAGUGAGCAGAAUUUACUUCCUGAAACACGGGUUAAAUAAUCUGGUGAAAGUACGUAUGAACUAUCUCAUUCGGAAAGCACACAGGCACCAUUCAAGUCCCCUGGGGCAUUUGUUGACAUCUAAGCUUUUUCCAAGGACUCAGUUCUCUCCCAGCUCAACCACCCAAGGCAGCCCAGCUUUGUCUCUGUGAUGUCAGGCCUCAGGAGAAGCAGCGACCUGGAGUCGGACCACGCAGUGGACUGGUCCUCCAUGGACACGCGUCUCAACUCGUUCCGCGGCUCUCCCCUUGCCCAGCAGGUGUCAGCAGAGAGGCUGGCCCGUGCUGGGUUCUACUUCACCGGCCAGGCAGACCGGGUGUGCUGCUUCAGCUGCCACAAGACUGUGGAGAACUGGUGUGGGGAAGACACCCCUGUGGAGAGACAUGCAGAGGUCUCCCCCGCCUGCAAGUUCCUGAGCUGCACCCACCGUUCGCGGGUUAACUAUCUCCAGUGUGCCCCGCUGAUUAAUGAACCCCCCUACGACGAAGAGGCGGAGGACAUGGCGUUCCGCCUCAGGACGGGAGAGGUGGUGGAUGAAACCACCUACCCCAUCGCUCCUCACAUGGCCAGUGAAGACUCUCGGUUCAACACCUUCGGCUCAUGGCCGACCGCAUCCCCGGUUCAGCCCAGGGAGCUGGCCCAGGCGGGUCUCUUCUAUCUGGGGGAGAGCGACCGGGUGAAGUGCUUCUGCUGUGGAGGAAUGCUGGGGGGCUGGGAGAUUGGCGACACAGCCUGGAGCGAGCACAGCAAACACUUCCCCAGCUGUUUCUUCAUCCUGGGUCAUGAUGUGGGCAAUGUCCCCUCUCAGGAGGGGAGAGGGGGGGAAGCCAGGCCAAACCAGCCUUCCCAGGUAGACAUGCGGAGCUUUGAAGUGAGGCUGAGCAGCUUUGCAGGAAUCCAGCACCCCAUUGACCACGAAAAGCUGGCCAGAGCGGGCUUUUAUAAAACAGGAGUUGCAGACCAUGUGACGUGUUUCAGUUGUGGUGGGGGUCUGAAGGGCUGGCAGCUAGGAGAGGAUCCCUGUGAAGAGCAUGCCAAACACUACCCAGGGUGCAGAUACCUGCUGGCAGAGAAAGGCCAAGAAUUUGUCAGCAGUGUUCAGCUACAAGGAACUGGAAGGAACGACGCUGCUACAAAUCUCUUAAAUGGAUGUUCGGGUCAUGAGACAGAUGUUCUGCAGUCAGCCAUGGCCCAGAAGGCAGUAGAGAUGGGUCUGGAGCCUGCCCUAGUAAAAAGUACAAUACUAGAGAAGAUUAGCAAAAGCAAAACAUGUUACUCGACCCUGGAGGCUCUGCUAGAAGACUGCUUCAGCAGGCCUGGCAGCAAUGCAGAGACACAAGAGACUCAUGAUGAAGAUCCACUAGAGAAGCUAUGGAAGCUGCAGAGGGAGAAACAGUGCAAAGUGUGUAUGGACAGAGACAUCGGGAUUGUGUUCAUCCCCUGUGGUCACCUGGUCGUCUGCAAGCAGUGUUCGGAGGCCCUGGACAAGUGUCCCAUCUGCUGUGCGGUCAUUACUCAGAAGAUCAAGACCUACAUCUCCUAAUGUGUAAUCAAAGCUUCUCAGGG